Leptosia nina is the source of this 777-nucleotide messenger RNA. The record is from the annotation of a GenBank genome assembly. Lineage: Eukaryota; Metazoa; Arthropoda; Insecta; Lepidoptera; Pieridae.
AUGAAUAGUUCCAAAGUGACCCCGCUCGGAACAAAAGUUAAUAAUUUGGUUCACCCGAAAUACGAUGUACUACAACGAUUAAAGUUUGUCUCUGGUUUGCAAUUUUUCAUCGGCAUUAAUCGAUUGUACUUAUUCGUCAACCACAGAUAUAAAAUUCGCAUAAGCUAUGUCUACUCACUCACAGUGGUUGUUCUCAUCCUCUUUGUCAUCAUACGAUGCGAAAUGAAAACCGCAACUUACCUCGUGUUUAGGAACACGUCAAUAAUAGAAUAUACUCUCCUCUCGCUAAAUUCGAUUCUUCUAUACAAUAAGACGCUGAAGAAGUUCUUCGAUAGAAUGGAAGCAUUCGACGAUUUGCUGAACAUAAAGAACAACGCCGUUCUCACUUUUCACUCUGGUUAUCUUCUUGUCUUCUGCUUUAUCUUUGUAAUGUAUAUAGUGCUCGAGAUGAUAUACCUACAAAGAAUUGAAACCGUGGUAGGAGUAGAAUUAGUACCAUACACGUAUUUGACGAUCUAUUUUACGUUCUUAGCGCACGAUACUGAGAUUUUUUUCUUCUGCGUCUUGCUUAUAAUGGUUAUGAGGAGGUUGAAGGUGAUAAAGGGGCACGUGGCGAAAAUGUUCCUGGGUAAACAGAAGAAGGAGAGCAAAAAACUGGCGGCGCUAUCGUACAAUGCGAACCUGGACGUCAGUGACUUGCAUAGAGCGUACGAUACGCUCCACACGUGCUCUGAAAAACUCAAUUCUGCUAUGAAUUUUCCGGUAAGUCUUUUAUGA